Molecule: messenger RNA, 3353 nt
Organism: Octopus bimaculoides (California two-spot octopus)
Lineage: Eukaryota; Metazoa; Mollusca; Cephalopoda; Octopoda; Octopodidae
Source: RefSeq, a predicted model, not a curated record
AUACAUAAGUAUAUCUACACGUGUGUAUGUGUGUAUAUUUAUAUGUGUAGUGUCGUCUCUUCGUCGACUGUUAAGAAGUGGGAACGUUAGCCUUUAAGUAGUGGUCGACAUUUGGUGGAAGUAAAGAAACUAAGUAGAACUAGACAGAGAGAAGUGGGGUAGCGGCGGGACAUACACACAGACAGACAGACUGGCCGACAUUGCGGAAACUGUGUGUUGGCCAUCGAGCAAGCAGCUUUGAGUCUGGCUUUCGAUGAUAGACCGACACAACCGACCAGACGAGACUCCAUUGGAACAGGACAGAGACUAGAGGCCAUCUUACAUACACACACACGCAUACAUAUACACAUGCAAAUGUAUUUUCAUAGACACACACUCACAUAUAUGAGGAAUACAAACUCUGUGUAAUAGACACACACACGCAGACCGUCAUUCACAAAUGCGUUGAUAAUCAUUCACAUCUACACACCCAUUGUAUGUAUAUAUAUAUAUAUAAUACGCAGUCACACACGUAUGCACUUUUAUGAUGUGCAUACAUAAACUGUUACACAUGUAUAUAUAAAUACACAAAAGUUAUAUAUACAUAUAUAUAUGUAUAUAUUCUACGUACACCCGUUUAUACAUAUUCAACACACUUGUCACUAAGUUGCCCAAGUAAAUAAUACAUUCACAACUUUAAACAUACAUCUCUCUCUCUGUCUCUAUAUAUAUAUCUAUACACAUUUUAUAUAAAUAUAAAACGUUUGACACCAAGAGUUUGUUUUCAAUUGUUUUCAGAAACAGUUUCAGACAAAGAGCUUACAUGUUUACACAAUGAAAUCAUUCUAGAGAUAUACCCGACAUCAAACCCAUUCAACACAGUUUAUGCAGAAAAAUCCUGUACCACCACCUGGCCAACAUGUCCUCGGUAACUGUAUCUGUUAAAGCACGCGGAUAUUGGUCAAUUGUACCUGUGAGGUAAUGAAGGACACUACGCAACAAGUAUGGUUGGUCACUCAGAUGACAUUUGGAUUUUCAAAAACAGAGAACAACAUCAACAACAACCAACAGAUUAUUCCAUCACCACCACUACCAACAACAACAACAACAACAAUAGGCAAUAAGUAUAGUAGUCGUAUAUAUAAUCUAUAACGUAGACAGCUUGGUGUUUAUUUCCUCAUGAUGACAUCUGGGCAGAACAUGGAUAAAAUCGGUGAGAAGAAGGUAUUACAUGGGGGUCUUGGUGGUAAGUCAAGUGUCCUGCAACAUACGAAUGCUCCAUCACACUCACAUGGUAUGUUGACACAUAUGUGUGAUAAGUCGUUUCCCACGACGACAUAUCUGAAUCAGUUUGCAGCUGGGUAUUACCUCCAGCCUCACGGGUUACUUCAUGCCAACCAGAAGGUCUUCCCUGCUGACAUCUACACCAAACAGUUCACCCCAGGGAACUGUUACCUGCAGCCAUUUGAUGCUGCAGCGAUGCAUGCCAUUGAGAAGUCCUCGAAUCAAUGCGCCAAUGCAGUUUGCCAGAAGCAAAUAUCACCACCGACGACAUCGACUACGAAUGUAGUUACAGCAGCAGCUAGAGUACCGCCGCUGCCGCCACCACCACCACCACCACCACCAUCGUCAUCGUCAUCAACUGCAGUUGCAGGAGCAGCAGCUAUAAAAACCACAAUAAAACAACCGAUUGUGCCAUCUUCAUCUCUGUCCUCAUCAUCAACACCAACAAUUACAACAGCAAUUUCCUCCCAGUCUCCGUCACCUUCGAUAUUGUCACAGACCAUGGUGAACCAACCCACAAAACUGCUACCGAGUUUCCGGACUGUUCAGUCAUUUGCAAAACUGUACAGCUGUGACAUUUGCCUGAAACAGUUCACACGUCGAAACACUUUGCAACUGCACCAGAGAAUCCAUACAGGCGAGAAGUUGUUCACCUGCACCUACUGUGCCAAACAGUUUGUCCAUAGGGACAAAUUCCAGAUUCACGAGAGAAUCCACACUGGGGAGAAACCGUUCAGCUGUGGCUAUUGCUCGAAAUGUUUCUCUCGCAAAGACAAGCUAAAGAUUCACGAGAGCUCACACACUGGUGAGAGACCCUACCACUGCAGUUAUUGCCCAAAACAGUUUGUUCAAAGAGAUAAGCUGAAAAUACAUGAAAGAAUUCACACUGGUGAGAAACCUUACAGCUGUGAAUUUUGCCCCAAACAGUUUGCUCGUGGUGACAAGCUACAGUUGCACAGGAGAAUACACACAGGCGAGAAGCUGCUGCAAUGUAGCUACUGCCCCAAACCUUUUGUACAGAAGGACAAGUUAAUUAUACAUGAGAGGACACACACUGGAGAGAAGCCUUUCCACUGCGAGGUAUGUACCAAGCAGUUUGCACGCAGUGACCGACUGCAAAUUCACCGGAGGACACAUACCGGGGAGAAACCUUUUCACUGCGACCUCUGUCCAAAGCAGUUCAUUCAAAGAUGUUAUCUGAACAUACACCGAAGGAUUCAUACCGGCGAGAAACCUUUUCAGUGUGACACAUGUCAGAAGCAGUUUGCAAGGAAAGACAAACUUCAAAUUCAUAUUCGCAGCCACACUGGCGAGAAACCCUACGGCUGCAAUCUGUGUAGUGAGAUGUUCAUGCGCAAGCCUCAACUAAUAUCACACAAAAAACAUGCACAUCCUGCAGAGAUGCAAAUUACUCCAGAAGAACCCAGAAUGUUCUUUUGUGACACCUGCACGAAGCCAUACUCGACAAUCAAUGAACUGCAAAUGCACAGGAAAAUACAUUUGCCCAUUCGUAAUAAUUUUCUAAAACCAACAUCAUGCAAAAAUAUAAAGGAAUAUACACCAAUGAGUACAUUACUGUGGCAAUCCAUCCACCCUUAAUUCACAUGUCAAUCCUUAAACUCUUUUAAUGCAUGUGUGUGAGGAUAUGUGGAUAUACCUUUAUGUCUGUUGAAUGUGUGUGUGUGUGUAUGCAUCUGUAUGUUAGUGUGUAUGCAAUAGAGUUUAUAUAUUCAAUAUAUAUAUAUAUAUAUAUAUAUCUAUGUGUAUGUGUUAUAUACAUAUAUUUACAUAUGUAUGUGCCUGCCUGAGUGUCUGUAAAUAUACAUGCCUGUAUAUGUUUAUACAUAUAUAUACAUUUGUAUGUAUAUGAUAGUCUUUCAUGUUGAGAACAAUAUAUAUAUAUAUAUAUAUAUAUAUAUACCUGUGUGUGUGAUUGUAUCUAGAGACAUAUUUAGAAACAAUUUUAUAGUCCAUCCAUUCCUAGAGUGAGCUUCCCUACACUGGAGCUGAUCCCUAAUGUAUAAACGGAGAAAUUUGUAAAACUACUUACAUUUAUAAAAAUUUAUAUAUAACAAAACAUUUUUCCCAAA